UUUCUUACCCAUAAGGCUGCUAUGUGUCCAGGCUGUUGAUUUAUAUGCCUGAAUCCCCGAUGGACCACUGAGGAAAUAUAAGCAAGAACACUGAGUUCUGCUUUAGCCAGUCAGUUAACAAACUACGGACUACAGUGUUAAGUGAAAACAUAGAGAUUCCCAUCAAAGGGAAACACAAUUUGGUGAAGAAUCUCAUCGGCUGUUUGGCCCCAGGGCAGACGCAGUUACAUGAUGGCUACCGUUCCUCCUACUGGCUUCUUGGUUAUCAAUCUGACUUCAGUAGACAAUGGGACCAAUGCCUCUUGUCAAACCAUUUUGCCUCCGCAGCAUCAGAAUAAGCUAAUCCCCGCUAUCUACAGCAUCAUUUUCAUACUGGGAUCCAUGGGCAAUGGCCUGGUAGUAUUCGUGCUGUGUCAGAAGGGCAGCCGCAAGACGGUGGCUAACACAUAUAUGCUCAGCCUGGCGUUGUCCGACCUGCUCUGCGUCCUCAGUCUCCCUUUCUGGGCCGUCUACUACUUCUUCGACUAUGACUGGAUCUUUGGCACGUUUAUGUGCAAACUUUGCGGGGCCCUCUUGACACUCAACCUGUAUGCCAGUAUCUUCUUCAUCACAUGUAUGAGUGUGGACCGCUACCUUGCCAUCGUCCACCCCUUCCGGUCCCAGUGCUGCCGCAGCCCGUGCCGAGCCAGAGCCGUCAGCUGCCUGGUGUGGACUGUGGCCUGCCUGUCUGCUGUGCCCGCCAUGAUGUUUAGGAUUAUCUACUACUUGGAGGAGGUGGGCGUUACGGCUUGUGUGAUCAGCUACCCAUCGGUAAAGUGGUUCCCCAGGAUGGCGUUGAUGAAGAACAUCCUGGGUUUCGUGCUACCUUUCACUGUCAUCGCCAGCUGCUACUGCAGCAUCGGCCAUCACCUGCUGGCAGGCAAGGGCCUGACUAAGAGCUCUGACAACCUGGACCGCGUCCUCAGGAUGGUGGUGGCUGUGGUUCUGGCUUUCUUCGUCUGCUGGUUCCCCUUCCACAUGCUCACCUUCCUGGAAGCUUUGGCUGACCUCGACGUGCUGAGAGUCUGCAGCAUACAGCAGGUGGUCAGCAUCCUUCUUCCCUUUGCCCUGUGCAUUGGUUUGUCCAACAGCGCCAUCAACCCCUUCCUCUACUGCUUUGUGGGGAUCCAUUUCCGGCAGCAGCUCAGCGAUCUGUACCAGGCUCGGAUGUCCAGCCUAUCCCAGAAGAGAGGAUCCAUCAGCACCAGGCUCAGCUCCUUCUCCAGGAAAUUGAGUGACCUUAAAGACCUUGGUCCUCUAGAAAUUGUGGAGCAGCACAGUGCCCUCUAGAGAAUCUCAGGAUGCCAGUCAAGGACCAGAUAGCUAGAUUACGGCCUCUCCUGCUGAAUCUUCUGACUGAGCAGCUCUACGCUUUCUACUGUCUAGGCCUUGCCGUUAUCCAAAGCGGGUGACAAGCUGGGCAUUUUUUACUCCGGGUUCAGUACAGAGUUUGAGGUCACGUGAACAAGGCCUUACCCAGCAGUCCAACACACAGCCUUCAGGUUAAACCCACUUCAGAACCUACUGCCCUUUUGUUUUCCCAUCCUUUUUAGGAUCGGAGGUCUAAAAGGUUUCAAAAAUACCAGUCUUUAUUCUUCAAGUGGAUAUACAGGCCAAGAGUUUUAACACAAGAGUGCAAGGCACCCACGCUGCCAUAUGCACAGUGAUGAUUUAAAUAUGUGUGCUUGCUGCUGUGGACUCCAUAUCCAGGACUAUUAAGAUAUUUUAUGUUUUAGAUUUUUUUUUCACGUCACUCACAAAACCUACCCUUACUUUUUAUAAUUUUAUUAUGCAAAUUGCACUUUUUUGUUACUUUUUUAACUGAUGCAGACACAGCUGUGAAUACAUUUAGAAACAAAGGGACCUCUUGCUUAGCGGUUUCUUAUUUUUACUAAUAUGAUAAUGUGUUUAUCGUGUUUCACUUUUCACAUCUUAAAAAAGGCUUUUAUCAAUUAAAUCCACUUUUCAACACGAGGCGUAUGUUUAAAAUAUGCAGACAAAGUAGCGUAACGUUUGUUUACUAGCACUUCGCAAUUCUAUUUCGGUUAUCACCAGAUCAGCUCACUACGAAAUGCUAAUGGUCGCAUAUACAAAAAGUUUAUAUUUUUUGUCUUGUUUUAUAUUCUUCGGCAGUUUUCCGCGUACAAAUGAUAAACCUGAAUGUUUACCGGGCUCUCUUUAUUUAUUACUUCACCUUCUCCAGCCACUUUUCUACUGAAUCGAAAACUCCUAGUGCGCUGCGCGUCUCCGAGUGUAGAAGCGAAGUCACGUGACCAAAGCACCCCCCCCCCCCCCAAAGCAACUGCGAAAACAGCGCGGUCAUGGCACCCCUAAAAAUCGAAACCUUCAGUGGGUACCGCAGCAGAUGUGAAAACCCCACGGCCUCCUCUAUGGGGAUUAGUACUCACAGGAAGCUGAGGGGGCUUUUCAUGAAUGAUCACUUUCAUGAACGAAAGUUAAACUUUCAGCUUUUUACAAGUCAAAUAUUGUUUGUUAUACAGUUACAUGACACGUGUCAUUCUGACAAUAUAUAUUUUUGCCCAAAAAUGUUAUUCAGAUUGUCUUCUCAUGAUUUAAAAAAUUAAUGUUAUUCUGAAAGAGUGGUUCAUAAUAAUGAUGUCUUAUACUUAAAGUAUAUCACUGAGACCAACAUGCUUGUAAAUUUCACUGGUAUUGCUGGAGGCAUGACAUUUCUGGAUAAUAUACGCUGCUUUAUGAGCUACACCUAAAUAAACCCAAGUAGGACCCACUUUUGCCUCCAAAACCGCUUCAACGGUAUUGCAAUUAAAUCAAGCCUUUAACCCUACCUCUACAAAAGAUGGGGUAAAUGUUUUGUCGUACACCUAAAUAAAGAAUGAUUACUCUGAGCUUGUGUUUCUCAAUCCUAAAUCUCAUUACUACACUUCCUCUACAGAUCUUCCAUAAGAUUAAUAUGUGUUAUCAAUAUUCAUCAUUUUAAUCUCAAUGUACAGUUAUCUUCUGAUUUUUGCUCAAUUGUAGAAGUGGUACAUUGACGGUAAGAACUGCCUUUUCUUAGGAGAUCACAUGGUCAAACAAGCCGCACCGAAGCUUUUAAAUGCAUCCAUUAAGCACACGGCUUAACCCCUUUUAUAAAACUGUUCAAUAGGCAAAAGAAGUCAGCAAGUAGUUGUGAAACAAAGCAGGGAACCCUGAUCAUGUUCUUGUUAAUGCUGUUCCCUCUUUUGUUCUUAGAAAUGACAUCAUCAGAUCGGGUAUUUUCUGAUUGCUAGUUCCUAUUCAGAUCCAGAUGUCUGAUGGAGAGCCCAUUUUUGUGUUGGAUGAAAAAAGUCUUCUAGCUGUUCUUGACCUAGUAUAAAAAGUACAUAUAAAAGUGUGGCAGUUGCUGUUAAGCUUUUUUAACCGUUAAAAUGUAAAACUACCGCCAAAUGCAUUGCUGAAUAUAUUAGCAGUGAUUUAUCCUGAUGAUGUAUUUUGAACCUCAUCUGCUUGGCAGUAGCGGCAUCCUGACGUAAUUAAAACUACGUGGAAUGGCAACC
Molecule: messenger RNA, 3557 nt
Organism: Brienomyrus brachyistius
Lineage: Eukaryota; Metazoa; Chordata; Actinopteri; Osteoglossiformes; Mormyridae
Gene: agtr2
Product: angiotensin II receptor, type 2
Exons: 2
Coding region: 229-1329 (366 amino acids)
Biological process (GO): immune response; G protein-coupled receptor signaling pathway
Cellular component (GO): membrane
Molecular function (GO): G protein-coupled receptor activity
Source: RefSeq, a predicted model, not a curated record